Molecule: messenger RNA, 897 nt
Organism: Alligator sinensis (Chinese alligator)
Lineage: Eukaryota; Metazoa; Chordata; Crocodylia; Alligatoridae
Gene: RPP38
Product: ribonuclease P/MRP subunit p38
Exons: 1
Coding region: 32-874 (280 amino acids)
Biological process (GO): tRNA 5'-leader removal
Cellular component (GO): nucleolar ribonuclease P complex; ribonuclease MRP complex; fibrillar center
Molecular function (GO): ribonuclease P RNA binding; ribonuclease P activity
Source: RefSeq, a predicted model, not a curated record
CUGAGCUGCUAAAAGACAAACCAGUAUCAAGAUGCCUAUAGUGAAGGCAGGGGGUGGAUCAGUCCGUAAAACAAAGAAAAUUUCUGUGAAAACUUCUUUAAAUAACCCAUAUGUUAUCACAUGGCGUACUCUAGAGGGAGAAGAUGUGAACUUUAUACUACAGACCUUGGAAGAAAGGAUUAAAUAUACUGGACUUAAAAAGAUUGAAGUUGCAAGCAGGAAAAAGAAUUCUAAUGCAAUAAAACAAGCCAAAAAAACCUGUGAUACUAGUGCUAGUGAACUUCUAAAGGAGAAAGAAAAGGAAGGUACUCAACAAGGGUGGACUGACUUAAAUAUCAGGAAGCAGCUUGCCAUUGGAGUUAAUGAAGUCACAAGAGCUUUGGAAAAAAAUGAACUUCUUUUAGUGCUGGUAUGUAAAUCUGCAAAACCUGCUCUGAUCACUUCGCACCUUAUUCAGCUGAGUGCAAGUCGAGCGGUUCCAGCUGGCCAGGUCCCACGUCUUAGUGAAAGCAUAGCUCCUGUUCUUGGUUUAACCUCUGUUCUAGCACUGGGCUUUAAAAGGAACUCUGACAGCUUUACUGAAGUAGUAGAAGCUAUAAUUACCAGGAUUCCUACCUUGGAUGUACCAUGGAUUCACCAUGGAACUGAGCAGUCUGUGCCAGAUGCAAAUACUGGUUCUCUGGAAAUAGAAACUUCCGAGCUUAUGGACACUUCAGUGGAGGAGUUCUCCCUAAGCCAAAAGCGGAAGCAUACUGAAAGUUAUACACUAGAUGCACCAACUGUAACUUUACAAACCCUCAAAGUUAAAAAGCUUGUUCCAAAUCCGAAUAAGAUAAGGAAACCCCCCAAAAAGAAAAAACGCAUUUCAAAAUAAAAUAACUCUUUCAGGUUCUUUCA